Messenger RNA from Closterium sp. Naga37s-1, 3129 nucleotides. The record is from the annotation of a GenBank genome assembly. Lineage: Eukaryota; Viridiplantae; Streptophyta; Zygnematophyceae; Desmidiales; Closteriaceae.
AUGCCGGCCGAGUGGCGUGAGGCUGCUGCCGGCGCUGCGAAUGGGGUGGCUAAGGGGAGCCGGGACAGGAACGGAGCUGGCGAGGCCAGGGUGAUGGGCUUUGACCUGACUGCAGCAAGCAAGGAGGCAUUGACCCCUGCUGCCCCUGCUGCGUCCGCUGCAUCCUCCUCUUCCUCCAGUGAAGGUGCACCGCAGGCCUUCCUUGCUUCCAUGCUUUCCCUCUGCCUUCCCCUCCCUUCCCCUCCCUUCCCCUCCCUUCCCCUCCCGUCCCCUCCCGUCCAUGUGGGCAUCAGCCCUGGGCGCAUCAGCAGCAUGUGGGACUGGGCGGAUGCCCUGCCUUUCAUCCGCUUUCCCUCCCCCCCAUUGCAGACCUCUUACCGCCGCGCAUCAGCGGCAUGUGGGACUGGGCGGAUGCCCUGCCUUUCAUCCGCUUUCCCUCCCCCCCAUUGCAGACCUCUUACCGCCGCGCAUCAGCGGCAUGUGGGACUGGGCGGAUGCCCUGCCUUUCAUCCGCUUUCCCUCCCCCCCAUUGCAGACCUCUUACCGCCGCGCAUCAGCGGCAUGUGGGACUGGGCGGAUGCCCUGCCUUUCAUCCGCUUUCCCUCCCCCCCAUUGCAGACCUCUUACCGCCGCGCAUCAGCGGCAUGUGGGACUGGGCGGAUGCCCUGCCUUUCAUCCGCUUUCCCUCCCCCCCAUUGCAGACCUCUUACCGCCGCGCAUCAGCGGCAUGUGGGACUGGGCGGAUGCCCUGCCUUUCAUCCGCUUUCCCUCCCCCCCAUUGCAGACCUCUUACCGCCGCGCAUCAGCGGCAUGUGGGACUGGGCGGAUGCCCUGCCUUUCAUCCGCUUUCCCUCCCCCCCAUUGCAGACCUCUUACCGCCGCGCAUCAGCGGCAUGUGGGACUGGGCGGAUGCCCUGCCUUUCAUCCGCUUUCCCUCCCCCCCAUUGCAGACCUCUUACCGCCGCGCAUCAGCGGCAUGUGGGACUGGGCGGAUGCCCUGCCUUUCAUCCGCUUUCCCUCCCCCCCAUUGCAGACCUCUUACCGCCGCGCAUCAGCGGCAUGUGGGACUGGGCGGAUGCCCUGCCGCUCAUCCUCGCCUUCCAUGCUGCCAACGGCUAUGGGGAGGCAGCGGUCAGUGCAGGUAGCGUGCACUGGCACUGGCAAUCCAGUUGCCUCCAUGCUUCUCAUUCACCUCAUGCCCUGCCUCUCAUCCUCGCCUUCCAUGCUGCCAACGGCUACGGGGAGGCAGCGGUCAGCUCAGGUUCCCAUCAGCAGUGCCAGAGUGCAAGGGAGGUUGCUUCUGCUGGAGUGGAAGGGAGGUCGCUUCGUGGCAGCAGCACCGGACAUUUGAGGCGCCUCAGAAGUUCCCUCUUCUGUCCCCCUCCCCUUUCCCCUUUCCCUCUUCACUUUCCCCGUCACUUUUCCCCCUUCACUUUCUCCCCUUCAACUCGCAGUGCUGGAGUGGAAGGGAGGUCGCUUCGUGGCAGCAGCACCGGACAUUUGAGGCGCCUCAGAAGUGCCAUUCCCUGUCCCCUUCCUCCCUUCCCCCUUCGAUUUCCCCCCUUCAACUCGCAGUGCUGGAGUGGAAGGGAGGUCGCUUCGUGGCAGCAGCACCGGACAUUUGAGGCGCCUCAGAAGUUCCCUCUUCUGUCCCCCUCCCCUUUCCCCUUUCCCUCUUCACUUUCCCCGUCACUUUUCCCCCUUCACUUUCUCCCCUUCAACUCGCAGUGCUGGAGUGGAAGGGAGGUCGCUUCGUGGCAGCAGCACCGGACAUUUGAGGCGCCUCAGAAGUGCCAUUCCCUGUCCCCUUCCUCCCUUCCCCCUUCGAUUUCCCCCCUUCAACUCGCAGUGCUGGAGUGGAAGGGAGUGCUGGAGUGGAAGGGAGGUCGCUUCGUGGCAGCAACACCGGACCUAGUCACCCCACCGCCCUCACCUCUCUUCUCUAUCUACAACCACCACCGAGAGGCUCUGAGAGGAUUGGUGCACACACACGUGGACGGCCGACCCUCCCCCCAUGUGCUGCUGGUGCGUCCAUCCUUCCCUCCAUCCUUCCCUCCCUCCCUCCCUCCCUCCCUCCCUCCCUCCCUCCCUCCCUCCCUCCCUCCCUCCCUCCCUCCCUCCCUCCCUCCCUCCCUCCCUCCCUCCCUCCCUCCCUCCCACCCAAGCCUCUUACCAUUCAAGUCAUCCCACUGCCGUUGCCACACUUCUCCAUCUACAAUCCUUCCUCCCCCCCUUCUUUUGAGUCGACUCAAAAGUCAACUCAUCCCACCGCCCUCUCCACUUUUCUCCAUCUACAAACCUUCCUCCCCCCUUUUUCUUCCCCAUCCCUCCCCUCUUCCCAUCAACCCAUCUCCCGUCCAAUCAGCACGGGCCACCUGGCACGGGCAAGUCAACCCUCCUGCGCUCCGUCCUCCUCCCCAUGGCCCUCCCCUCCUCCGCCCUCCUCUCCAUUCCCUCCUCCGACUCUCCCUUAACGUCCCCUCUCGCGGGCGAGUCAGGGGAAGGCAGCAACAGGGGGAGGCGGGAGCUGAGGGUGGUGCUGCUGCAGAAGGGGGAAGUGAAGGGCAUAGCAGGGGUGCUGCAGGCGGCUGCAAAGAUGCCCUCCCUGCGUUUCUGCCUCCUGAUCGACAACCUGAACUUGCGGAGAGUGUGGUGGGGGGGAGUCGCGUGAAGGGCAUGGCAGGGGUGCUGCAGGCGGCUGCCAAGAUGCCAUCUCUGCGCGUCUGCCUUGUCAUUGACAACCUCAACCUCCAGGUGGGUACUUCAUGUUCAGUUCCAUUGGGAAUAGAGAGUGUGGUGGGAGGGAGUCGCGUGAAGGGCAUGGCAGGGGUGCUGCAGGCGGCUGCCAAGAUGCCAUCUCUGCGCGUCUGCCUUGUCAUUGACAACCUCAACCUCCGGGUGAGUACUUCAUGUUCAUUUCCAUUGGGAAUAGAGAGUGUGGUGGGGGGGAGUCGCGUGAAGGGCAUGGCAGGGGUGCUGCAGGCGGCUGCUAAGAUGCCCUCGCUGCGCUUCCGCCUUGUAAUAGACAACCUCAACCUGCGGGUGAUUGCUGUUGCAAGCUCUUCUCGGUUCCAGCAGGAGAGGAGGCGCUCAUUGCGCUGCGCCAAGUCCUCCACUCUUCCUUUGUAA